This is a messenger RNA of Hydatigera taeniaeformis, 1140 nucleotides long. Lineage: Eukaryota; Metazoa; Platyhelminthes; Cestoda; Cyclophyllidea; Taeniidae. The record is from the annotation of a GenBank genome assembly.
AUGAUUCGUGUGGUGGCAUUCUCUGCUCUCUGCUGCGCAACUGUCCUUGCCACAAGCUAUGUGCAUUCGUGGUCCAAGAUGAGGACCUAUUCCAAGCCUACUGUGAUUAACACUUGGCCUUGGCAAGGACCCAACAAUGCUGCUUGGAGGAUCAUCAGUACCUCCGGUUCGGCACUAUCAGCAGUAGUUGCCGGUUGCACUGCCGCUGAGGAGGACAAAAACAUUACAUCUGUGGGCGCGGGCGGCUCUCCAGAUGAGGAUGGCAAUACUACGCUUUCUGCAAUGGUGAUGGAUGGUGACUCCAUGAAUGAUUUUAUUUUUGACUUGGCCAUGGAUGCGCAAAUCUUGAUUGAGUUGCUUUACUUUCAGGCUGGUGCUGUAGCCGAAAUGGCCUACAUAAGACAGGCUGCACAAGUUGCUUUGGGAGUGCUCAACUCCACUCGUCACACCCUCUUGGUCGGGGAGGCAGCCACGCGGUUCGCUGAGUCCCUCGGCUAUCAACGAACUGAUAUCUCCUCCGACGAAUCUACUCAAGUCUGGAAGGAGUGGAAAGCGAAGAACUGUCAACCAAAUUUUCGAGCGCCUUGUGCCUGGAUUCCGAAUCCACGAAAUAGCUGUGGACCCUACAAAUUCAAGAACAAAAGUCGGAGCAGUCUCCUUAGCUCAAGACCAGAAGUGAGCAUCGACGAAACGAACCAUGACACAAUCGGCAUCAUAGCACUUGACAAACAUGGCAGAAUGGCAGUUGGCAUGUCUACAAAUGGAGUUCGCUUCCGCGUCCCUGGUCGUGUUGGAGAUAGUCCCAUUCCUGGAGCCGGUGGAUAUGCCGACAGUAAAGUUGGAGCAGCUGCAGCAACCGGUGAUGGAGAUGUUAUGAUGCGAUUUCUACUCUCGUUUAAAGCUGUGGAACUUAUGAGAGCAAAGAAACAUCCCAACGAUGCGUGUCACAUUAGCCUGCGAUCCGUUCGCCAGAGGGGAACUUGGUACGGAGCCUUAAUUGCUCUGCGAGCCGAUGGCCAGUACGGCGCCGCAUGUGUCGGGUUUAAGGACUUCGCCUUCGUCAUCCAAAAUGCCAAUACACCGCGUGGUGGGAGAGUGAUCAAAGUUAAGUGCUUAUCUCCGCGCGACCUCUACGACUGA